AUGUCAACAGAUUGGAUCUCAGCAUUUGGCACAGGAGGGCUUCCUGGUGAGCCUUCCUUGAUGGAAGAGCUUGACAUCAAUUUGCCUCAUGUUUGGGACAAAUCCUUGGCUGUCCUGAAUCCCUUUCACAAGUUUUCUCCCGAUCACCCAAAGGAUGCCCAUAUGAUGGACGACACAGAUCUAGCCGGGCCCCUUUUGUUUUGUUUUGUAUUCGGAAUGUUACUUCUUUUGUCGGGCAAGUCGCAGUUUGGCUAUGUCUAUGGUGUGGGCUUAAUGGGUGUGAUUUCCAUCUACCUCAUUCUCAACCUCAUGUCGGACGGUGGUAUUGACGCCUCGCGUGUGACUAGUGUGCUUGGAUACUGCCUUCUUCCUCUGUGCUUACUGACGAUCAUCAAUGUCUUCAUUAAACUCAAUGGCACCCUUGGCCUGAUCAUUUCGCCAUUGUUUAUAUUGUGGUGUUGCACGUCAGCGUCUGGUAUUUUUGUGUCCAUCUUAAACAUGCAUAACCAGCGAUUUCUAGUUGCUUACCCAGUGGGUUUGUUUUAUGCAUGCUUUGCGCUGUUGAGUGUAUUUGAUGCGGGCGCGAAAUAA
Molecule: messenger RNA, 591 nt
Organism: Malassezia pachydermatis
Lineage: Eukaryota; Fungi; Basidiomycota; Malasseziomycetes; Malasseziales; Malasseziaceae
Product: yip1-domain-containing protein
Exons: 4
Coding region: 1-591 (196 amino acids)
Biological process (GO): endoplasmic reticulum to Golgi vesicle-mediated transport; vesicle fusion with Golgi apparatus
Cellular component (GO): trans-Golgi network; membrane
Source: RefSeq, a predicted model, not a curated record